AUGACUGAGAUAAAAUUCAAACACAAUCAUGUUUUAUUAUAUAGAUGUUUAAAAAGUUUUCAGAGAACUAGAUUAGUGAAACAUCGGAGAGUAUUAAGAGCUAUACCCAAACACUUUCCACAACCACUUGUCAAUGUUUUAGCUGGAAAUGUGAUAAAUAAGUUUUUAGAUGAUCCUGAUUUGUGUGAAGAUAGACUCUCAGAAGAGGCCGGAUCUAAUGGGUUUCUUGAUGCCAUUACAAAGAUACUAUUUUCUGAUUCCGGAAGCCUCAAACAACAAAAGGCAUUAUCUGCAGGGAGUUCUGAGCCAUAUUUGGAGGUUUAUUGCAACUUGUAUUAUCUCCUUGCUCUGCCUAAAGAAAUGAGUGCAACUGAUAAAUGGGUUGGCUUUGUAAUCAUCACCAAGGAAAGGGAAGAAUUCGUGGAGCAAAAUGCGAAUCUCUUUAAAUAUGAUUUACUAUUCAAUCCUCUACGCUUUGAGAGUUGGCAGCGACUUGCGAAUAUUUAUGAUGAGGAGGUGGACUUACUACUAAAUGAUGGCAGUAAGCAAAUAAAUGUAUUAGGAUGGAGGAAAAAUGCUACUUUACCUCAGAGAGUUGAGGCAAGUUGAAGAAGGAGC
Messenger RNA from Ilex paraguariensis (yerba mate), 618 nucleotides. The record is from the annotation of a GenBank genome assembly. NCBI's taxonomy places the organism in Eukaryota, Viridiplantae, Streptophyta, Magnoliopsida, Aquifoliales, Aquifoliaceae.